Molecule: messenger RNA, 240 nt
Organism: Ectocarpus sp. CCAP 1310/34
Lineage: Eukaryota; Phaeophyceae; Ectocarpales; Ectocarpaceae
Source: the annotation of a GenBank genome assembly
AUGUGCGGAUCCGACUUGUCUCCCAACAAGGGGGGCGCCAUUGUCAUCGGCAGCGAUGGGGAUUCUACCUACAUCGAGCUUCACCGGUGCACGGUAGAGAAGAGCGAGACUGGCCUGGAGAUAGAGGACGACCCGCAGGGGGAAGGGGGCGCCGUGGCGGUAGCUUGGGGUAUCACCCUGCUGGUGGCGGACAGCCUGCUUACGGACAACUACUGCGGCAAGAAGCCGUGCGUGCCGUAG